UUAUUUCGCUUUUGCAUGAAGCGUUUUCCUCUCCUUCCUCCUCUCUCUUUCUUUUUUUCUCCUUCGUGUUCCUCACUCUUGAAGCGGCUCCUCUUCUCAGUGAUGGGGGCGAUCGAGGGGGCGAUCGCCGUGUUCCGGAGCGAGCGAGGGUUCUGACCCUUGGCGUGUGCGCGAACGCGAGCUCGGGGCGGUUUGGAUCGGGGCGAUCCUCGGCGAUUUGGUGGGUGAUCGGCGGCGGCGGCGGAGGAGGUGCUCGGAGAUGGCGGCGGCGGCGGCGCAGCGGUGUAUGAACGCCGUUUGCGGCGCGGCGGCGCCGCCGCAGGGGGGUGAGUGGAGGAAGGGGUGGCCGCUGAGAUCGGGCGGGUACGCCGCUCUCUGCGACAAGUGCGGGAUGGCAUACGAGCAGCUUGUGUUUUGUGACAUAUUUCACCAAAAAGAAUCCGGUUGGAGAGAGUGCGCUUUCUGUGGAAAGCGUCUUCAUUGUGGAUGCAUCGCUUCGAAGUUUUCAUUCGAUCUUCUCGAUACUGGAGGAGUACAUUGCAUUAGCUGCAUGAAGAACUCGGGACUUUCUCUCAUCCCAAGUAAAAUAAUGCCAAAGUUUAUGCCACCUCAUGAAUACCAAAGGCUCUUUGGUCUCUAUCCUAGGAAUUUGAAGGAUGAGAGUGUGCCAGGAAGUUCUUUUUCUGCUGAUGACAAACUUGAUGAUACUGCUAAGAAGAACUUCGAAGCUGGACAGAGCAGUAUGAUUUUGAAGCCGAGAGAGAUCGAGAAUGGAACUGGUCCAAUAAAAUGGGAGCAUAUUAACCCCUUCUUAAGGAGAAGUCAAAAUUCUAUAGGUUCUUCACAAAGUACCCAACAAGAUGACAGUAAAGAUACAGAUAAUGUGGCAUGUGAAUCGCUAACCAAGGCAUGUCUAAGCAUGAGCUUGGGGAUUUCUAAUUCUGGCAGCAAAUUUGAAACUACCUUGAAUAUUGAAAGGAAUAUAAUGCUGCCUCCUCCAAGUGCCAUUGCUGAAGGAAGCGAUUUGAGUAAGAAACUCUCUCCCUUUCAGCAGGUGGAACGGGGUCGCCAUUUUCUCCAUAAACCCCCAAAGACUGGGCCUGGCCUUGGUGUUGCGUGUGAUAAUACAGCAAAGGAUGUGGUCCCGCUGCGUGUUGCUAGGCCACCCAUUGAGGGGAGAGGCCGGAAUCAAUUGCUUCCGCGUUAUUGGCCAAGGAUUACGGACCAGGAACUACAGCAAAUAUCUGGAGAUGCAAAUUCAACCAUUGUUCCAUUAUUUGAGAAGGUUCUCAGUGCCAGCGAUGCUGGCCGUAUUGGCCGGUUAGUCCUUCCAAAAGCGUGUGCUGAGGCAUAUUUUCCUCCUAUUUCUCAACCAGAAGGCCGUCCGUUGACUAUUCAAGAUGCAAAAGGAAAAGAGUGGCACUUCCAGUUCAGAUAUUGGCCAAAUAAUAACAGCAGAAUGUAUGUCUUAGAGGGUGUUACGCCCUGUAUACAGUCCCUGCAAUUACAAGCUGGUGAUACAGUCACUUUCAGUCGAAUAGAACCUGAAGGGAAACUUGUUAUGGGCUUCCGAAAAGCAACCAACACUGUGACAUUGCAGGAUUCUCAGAUUUCUGCGAUCGCAAAUGGUUCUUUUGUUAGCGAUACAUUCUUUUCUGGUGCAAAUGAGAACUUCCCAAUUGUAAGUGGUUUCUCUGGACUUCUUCAGUCAGUAAAAGGAACAGCAGACUUCCACUCGGGCUCUCUAUCUGAACGUCUUAGUUCAGCUGAUGGGGAUGCUAGUUGGCUUAAGGCAGAGAUGUUUGGAGGGAGACCAAAUGAGGACUUGUCUUUUCAGCCUUUACAGAAAAGGAGCCGCAAUAUUGGUGCGAAAAGCAGGAGACUGCUUAUGGACAAUUUAGAUGCCCUAGAACUGAAGCUCACUUGGGAAGAGGCUCAAGAUUUGCUGCGUCCGGCUCCAAGUGCUAAGCCAACUGUUGUCACGAUUGAAGACCAUGAUAUUGAAGAAUAUGAAGAACCCCCUGUCUUCGGAAAGAGAACUAUUUUCACAGUUCGAGCUUCAGGGGAACAAGAUCAAUGGAUCCAAUGUGAUGAUUGUUCCAAAUGGCGUAAAAUACCUGUUCAUGUCAUUGUUGCGUCAAAGUGGACUUGUGCUGAUAACUCCUGGGACCCUAAAAGCUCUUCAUGUUCCGCGCCUGAUGAAUUGAACCCAAAAGAGCUGCAAAAUAUUCUUCGGCAAUAUGCAGAUCUGAAGAGGCAGAGGUUGAGCGGCAGUUUCAAACCAACAAACUCAUCUGACCUGGACACACCCGGUCUCGAUACCCUGGCCACUGCUGCCACCCUGGGGGAGGUUGGAAACCAAUCUGGUGCCACCACCUGCGCCGCCCCAACCACCCGUCACCCCCGCCACCGUCCCGGCUGCUCAUGCAUUGUAUGCAUUCAACCCCCCAGCGGCAAGGGCCCCAAGCACAACCCUGCGUGUACGUGCAAUGUUUGCAUGACCGUCAAACGCCGCUUCAAAACGCUAAUGAUGCGAAAGAAGAAGCGCCAGUCCGAGCGUGAGGAAGCCGAGGCCAAUACUAGUAACAAGAAGAUUGGUUGGAGCAACAAGGAAGAAUUCGAGGGAAGUAACCCGUUUAGAGUGGAGAGUGAUCUGGGGGCUGAUUACAGUAGGAGCAUUAUCGAGAAGCUCGAGGCGAGCAAGGGGCGGAUCGACUUGAACUGCCACCCGGGAAGAAGUGAGGACCAACAAGUGGGUCAGUCUCGACCGCCGAGCAUGAUGAGCCUUCUGCAGGUGGCAAACCGGCCGCUUGAGAAUUAUCUGAAGCAGAACGGUUUGACGAGUCUCGUGUGCGAACAAGCGAGCUCGAGCACGCUAACGGUUCCGCAAGCCACCGGGGAGAGCGAGGGGCGAACUUCCAACGAAGGCCACCGCGCUUCGGUGGACCGUGAACAGGAUAGUGUAGUUGACGAAGGGUGCGGUAAUCAGGACAAGGUUGUAGUGGACGCCACUUGAGUUGUGUUUAUGUAAUGUUUGUAGCCUUUCGUGGAGGGUGUCUCUGGUCUUGUGAAUUUUGAAAAGAUGGAGAGUGCGACAUGGUCUUCUAGGUUGUUUUUUGUUUUUUUUGUUUUUUUUUUUUUAAGGUUAUGUAUACACCUAUGUUUACUUUAAAAAUCGUGCCGGUGUAUUUUUUUGCCUUUUCUUUUUUUUACAUUAUUAUAUAGUUAAGUUGUGGAUCUUCCUUUGUGAACAA
This is a messenger RNA of Ananas comosus (pineapple), 3254 nucleotides long. RefSeq names its product B3 domain-containing protein Os07g0679700-like. Gene Ontology annotation, molecular function: zinc ion binding; DNA binding. Lineage: Eukaryota; Viridiplantae; Streptophyta; Magnoliopsida; Poales; Bromeliaceae. Bases 260 to 3016 code for a protein of 918 amino acids. The transcript has 13 exons. The record is from RefSeq and is a predicted model, not a curated record.